Messenger RNA from Jaculus jaculus (lesser Egyptian jerboa), 1771 nucleotides. It is a transcript of the gene Bmp2, whose product is annotated as bone morphogenetic protein 2. The record is from RefSeq and is a predicted model, not a curated record. Gene Ontology annotation, biological process: negative regulation of transcription by RNA polymerase II; BMP signaling pathway; SMAD protein signal transduction. Gene Ontology annotation, cellular component: extracellular region. Bases 131 to 1318 code for a protein of 395 amino acids. NCBI's taxonomy places the organism in Eukaryota, Metazoa, Chordata, Mammalia, Rodentia, Dipodidae. Gene Ontology annotation, molecular function: growth factor activity; cytokine activity; BMP receptor binding. The transcript is spliced from 3 exons.
CCGAAGCGGGAGGGGGCGAAGGGCGACGGACACCUGGUUCCUCGGACAGAGCUUUUCCAUGUGGAGGUUCCCUCAAUGGACGUGUCUCCGAGUGCUUCUUAGACGGACUGCUGUCUCCUAAAGGUCGACCAUGGUGGCCGGGACCCGCUGUCUUCUAGCGUUGCUGCUUCCCCAGGUCCUCCUGGGCGGCGCGGCCGGCCUCAUCCCGGAGCUGGGCCGCAAGAAGUUCGCGGUGUCGUCGGGCCGCCCCUCGUCGCGGCCCUCGGACGACGUCCUGAGCGAGUUCGAGUUGCGGCUGCUCAGCAUGUUCGGCCUGAAGCAGAGACCCACCCCCAGCCGGGACGCCGUGGUGCCCCCCUACAUGCUGGACCUGUACCGCCGGCACUCCGGCCAGCCGGGUGCGCCCGCUCCGGACCACCGGCUGGAGAGGGCGGCUAGCCGCGCCAACACGGUGCGCAGCUUCCACCACGAAGAAUCUUUAGAAGAACUACCAGAAGUUAAUGGAAGGUCCACGUGCCGGUUCUUCUUUAAUUUGACUUCUAUCCCUAGUGAGGAGUUCAUCACAUCUGCAGAACUUCAGGUUUUCCGGGAGCAGAUACAGGAAACUUUGGGAAACAAUAGUGGUUUCCAUCACCGAAUUAAUAUUUAUGAAAUUAUAAAACCGGAAGCUGCCAGCUCAACGUUCCCUGUGACCAGACUAUUGGACACCAGGUUAGUGAAUCAGAACACCAGCCGAUGGGAGAGCUUUGAUGUCACCCCAGCUGUGAUGCGAUGGACUGCAAAAGGGCAUACUAACCAUGGGUUUGUGGUGGAAGUGAUCCAUUUACAGGAGAAGCCAGGUGUCUCCAAGAGACAUGUGAGGAUUAGCAGGUCUUUGCACCAAGAUGAACACAGCUGGUCACAGAUAAGGCCAUUACUAGUAACUUUUGGCCACGAUGGAAAAGGACAUCCACUACACAAAAGAGAAAAGCGUCAAGCCAAACACAAACAGCGGAAGCGCCUCAAAUCCAGCUGCAAAAGACAUCCAUUGUAUGUGGACUUCAGUGAUGUGGGGUGGAAUGACUGGAUUGUGGCCCCUCCAGGGUAUCAUGCCUUUUACUGCCAUGGGGAAUGCCCCUUCCCCCUGGCUGAUCACCUGAACUCCACUAACCAUGCCAUUGUGCAGACACUGGUCAACUCGGUGAACUCCAAGAUCCCUAAGGCGUGCUGUGUCCCAACAGAACUCAGUGCUAUCUCCAUGCUAUACCUUGAUGAGAAUGAAAAGGUUGUAUUAAAGAACUAUCAGGACAUGGUUGUGGAGGGUUGUGGGUGUCGUUAGCACAGCGAAAUAAAAUAAGAUAAAUAAAUAAAAUAUAUAUAUUUUAGAAAAAAGAAAAAAAUACACCCCACAAAAAAACAACAGUUGACACUUUAAUAUUUCCCAAUGAAGACUUUAUUUAUGGAAUGGAAUGGAAAAAAACAGCUAUUUUGAAAAUAUAUUUAUAUCUACAAAAGAAGUUGGGAAACCAAAUAUUUUAAUCAGAGAAUUAUUCCUUAAAGAUUUAAAAUGUAUUUAGUUGUACAUUUUAUAUGGGUUCAACUCCAGCACAUGAAGUAUAAUGGUCAGAUUUAUUUUGUAUUUAUUUACUAUUAUAACCACUUUUUAGAAGAAAUAGCUAAUUUGUAUUUAUAUGUAAUCAAAAGAAAUAUCGGGUUUGUACAUAAUUUUCCAAAAGUUGUAGUUGUUUUCAGUUAUGUGUAUUUAAGAUGAGAAGUCUACAUGGAAGGUUAC